Molecule: messenger RNA, 1623 nt
Organism: Diatraea saccharalis (sugarcane borer)
Lineage: Eukaryota; Metazoa; Arthropoda; Insecta; Lepidoptera; Crambidae
Source: the annotation of a GenBank genome assembly
AUGACCUGCGAGAAUAAUCAGCUUCGCAAAUGUGUGUUUACGAAAGAACAAGAAAUUAAAGAACUCAAUGCAACAGUAUCAGAACUUAAUCAACGUAUCAGAGAUAUAAUAUCAGGAACAGGACCCGCCAUAUCUUCUAAGUCCGCUGGUAUUAUAAGCGCUAAAAUAACAGAAUUAUGCAAGCAAAAUCGACAUUUAGUUGCUGAAAUAGAGGGAUAUAAAACUAAAAAUGCCACUUUAGAAAGAAAAAUAAUGCAACUGGACUUAAUUAAUAAAGAACACGAACAACUAGAUCUUUGCUUGUGUAAAGAAGACCCUCCUGAUACUAAUUCUGACGAACUGAAAGAGCUAAAUAUUAAACUCAAUGCGGUUAAUAAAAAACUUUAUGAAAGCAAAAAUAGAAAUCUAGAAUUAAAAAACGACAUUCUCAUUGCUACCAAGAUUUUACAGCAAGAACUCGGAGAUAAAUUUACCAGUAUAAAAGAAUUACAAAAUGAUUUAGCUGGUUGGAAAGGAAGAGCUCAACAAAUAAUUCUUUUACAAGGAAGAAUAAGUGAAUUAGAAGAAAAAUUGAACGGGAAGCAUAAAGAUUUGAUAGAAGCAAAAAAGAGAGACCAGACCCAGAUCAUAAGGGAAAUAGAAAUAAAACGCAAGAAAGAAAUGGAGCAGGCCAUGAAGGAUCUUGAAACGUUAAAAGAAGUUAAUCAGGAGUUAAAGAAAAAAUUAGAUGGGGCUAAAUGCAGGAUCAGAAACUUGGAAUGUGACGCGACCACGAUCAGACAGAAAAUGCAAACAUUUGUUGAAAAAAGUAACCAUGAUGAUUUGCUUAUUAAUGAACAACGAAAUCAAAUUAAAAGUCUUGAACUAUAUUACCAAGAAAUCCUUAAAGAAAAUACUGCUAAAAUGAAUAAAAUGCAGAGUGAAAUGUCUGAAAAUCAAAAAUUAAUGAAGAAUACUGACGCUAAAAUAGACGCUCUACGGAAACAAGCUACUGAAAAAGCAACGAAAAUUGAUGAGCUCAGAGCACAGUUAUUGAGAUAUGAAGAAUGUUCGUUACAAAGUGUGUUCUUCACUCCUAUGAAGACAGCUACUGAUAAUGAAAUUAAAAAACUCUCAGAACUAGUAGUCACUCUUAAUGAAAGAUUGGACGCUGAGCGACAUAAAUGGGAGGAACUCGAAACUACAAAUCGAAAAUUAAAAGAAAGAAAGAGACGUCUCGAAAGAAAAAUCGGUAACCUUGAAGAUGAAGUGAAAAUUCUAAAAGAUUCUAAAAAAGGUGCCAGAGUUUCAAAAAUGUCCAUAAAAGAACUUCAAUAUGAUUUUACAAUGGGAUCUACAUCAGUUACUAAAAAGCAAUCUUCCAUUACCGCCGUUGCAGAAAAACCUAGUGAAUCUUCUUCUGAAUCUCAGGCGGUAGAUUAUGAUAGUCUCGAUAAAGAAGAUUUAAAAUAUAAGCUGGAAUUAUGCGAAGAGAAGCUUAAAAUAAUGGAAGACAAAUUAAAAAUGAUUGAAGAAGAAAAACAAGAAGAUUAUAAUCAUUUGACUGAUAUGAUUCAAACAUCUAAGCAAUUAUUUAAUGAAGCUCUAGCAGUUUUGCAAAGAGAAAAAUGUUUAUGUUCUUAA